Messenger RNA from Acaulospora colombiana, 816 nucleotides. The record is from the annotation of a GenBank genome assembly. NCBI's taxonomy places the organism in Eukaryota, Fungi, Glomeromycota, Glomeromycetes, Diversisporales, Acaulosporaceae.
AUGUCGUUUACUGAUACUAUAUCAUUUCAGCCUCAUCCAGACUCCCUUUCACGAAUCUGGUGGUGUGUCACAGGUCCACUCGCCUUCCUUCCUAUCCAUGCCGCUGGAAUAUACGAUACCGACUCGGUCGAUAGUCAGCUUAGCGACUAUGCUAUAUCAUCUUACACCCCUACGCUAUCCGCUUUACUCGAACCCGGUAACACAACCCCAACCUCACCUUUCAAACUUUUAUCAGUGAUACAACCAUCUGCUCCUGGUAUGACACAUAUUCCCAAUACCAAAGAAGAACUCGGCUAUAUUCAGUAUCACCUCACGGGCCGCAGCCACGUCAUCCUUGAAGGUCCUCAAGGUACCAAGGAACGAGUCACUAAAUCAAUGGAAGACUGUAAUUGGCUUCACCUUGCGUGUCAUGGCACCCAAAUACCAGAAGAGCCGACCAAGAGUGCACUUAUCCUCGAGGAUGGUCACUUGACUUUAGAAGAGAUCAUCAAACUCGAUCUUCCACAAGCUGAAUUCGCAUUCUUGUCGGCUUGUCAAACGACUACCGGCGAUGAAAAGCUUUCGGAAGAAGCGGUGCACAUUGCAGGGGGGAUGUUGUUAGCAGGGUAUCGAGGAGUAGUAGCGACAAUGUGGUCUAUUCAGGAUGACCUGGCACCGGAGGUGACAGACUCGUUCUAUGCGCAUAUUAUGCAGGGUGAUGAACGGCCAGAUAAUACCAAGGCAGCGGAGGCUCUUCACUUCUCAAUACAAAAGCUCCGAAAGAAACCAAACAUUCCGCUUACAGCAUGGAUUCCUUUUGUGCAUCUGGGGGUAUAA